Messenger RNA from Ostreococcus lucimarinus CCE9901, 1584 nucleotides. RefSeq lists its product with no specific name. Gene Ontology annotation, cellular component: intracellular anatomical structure. The annotation marks the transcript as partial. The transcript is spliced from 3 exons. Gene Ontology annotation, molecular function: RNA binding; ATP binding. The record is from RefSeq and is a predicted model, not a curated record. NCBI's taxonomy places the organism in Eukaryota, Viridiplantae, Chlorophyta, Mamiellophyceae, Mamiellales, Bathycoccaceae.
AUGAAGAGAAUUCGCGAUGCGCUGCCCAUCAAAGCCAUUCGCGAAGAUCUCGUGAAAGCGUUGCAAACACAUCAAGUGGUCGUCGUGAGCGGAGGCACGGGGAGCGGGAAAUCGACCCAGUGUCCGCAGUACAUCUUAGAAGACGCCAUCCAACAAGGCGAAGGGCCGAACACGCGCAUUAUCGUCACCCAACCACGACGUAUCGCCGCGAUAUCUGUCGCUGAGCGCGUCGCGGCGGAGCGCGACGAACCGAUUGGGAACUCGGUGGGUUUCGCCGUGCGAUUACACGGUAAUUCACCGCGCGACGCGGCGAACAUUGAAUUCGUCACGACCGGGGUUUUACUUCGCAGACUCAUGAGAGAUCAAAAUUUGGAAGGUAUCUCGCACGUUAUGAUCGACGAAGUUCACGAGCGCGACAUUAACACCGACUUUCUGCUCGUCUUGCUCCGCGAACUCAUCACCACUCGACCGGAUUUGCGAGUCGUUUUGAUGAGCGCGACGCUCGACGCGGAAUCGUUCAGUGACUACUUUGCGGGUGAAGAUACGCAGGAAAAGGUACCUUUGAUGAGCGUACCGACGAAACCGCGAUGGCCUGUAGAGAUCGUCCACCUCGAGGAUAUGCUAGACGGUGGAGGCGAGCUCGAAGUCGAAGAUGAAAUGGAAGUGUCUGAGGACGAAGACGAUGUCGACGAUGACGACGACGACGUCGACGACGUCGACCCUGCGCUCGAAGACAUGGCGAUGAAGUUGGAAGACGAAGUGAGCGAACUCACGAUUCAACUCCUCGCCGAAGUCGCUAAACACGUCGCGGCUAUCGAAACCGACGCCGGACGUAAGGGUAGUAUCUUGUGCUUCCUACCCGGUUGGGAUGAGAUAAAGUCGGCGAUGGCGAUACUGGAGGAGACCACCGACCCCGAGCUUUACGAGAAGUUGAACGUUAUACCACUUCAUUCGACGAUUCCUCAAGAAGAGCAACAAAAAGUGUUCAUACCGGCGCCAGAUGGCGUGGUGAAGGUCAUAUUAGCGACGAACAUUGCCGAAUCUUCUGUCACCAUCAACGACGUGCUCGCCGUGGUGGACAGCGGUCUGGUACGAGAGAUGUCUUGGAACGCCGAGAGCGGAAUGUCGACGAUGGGCACGGUCGGAACGUCGCGCGCAAGCGCGACACAACGAACCGGUCGCGCUGGACGUGUCGCCCCUGGAUCGUGCUACCGAAUAUAUUCUCACGGUACUCUGCACGCCAUGGCGGAACGACCGACGCCAGAGAUCCAGCGCACGGCGCUCGAAGCGACUUGUUUGCAGACGUGCUCGAUGACCAACACCGGAGUACAACACUUCUUGUCCAAAGCCAUGGACCCUCCGUCGGACGAGACUGUGGAGUAUGCGAUGGAUAGGCUUUUUAAACUCGGCGCCAUCAAGACGAACGAGGCGUCUGGAGGCGAAGUCCUCACGCCCAUGGGACGAUUGCUGUCCAUCCUCCCGCUCGAUCCUGGGACUGGACGGAUGCUCAUCAUGGGAGCAGUGAUGAAAUGUCUCGAUCCAGUGCUCACCGCUGCGGCGUGUUUCAGCUCUCGGGAUCCGUUU